GGCUUUUCGAGGUUACAUAGAGUAUAUUGCAUUGUUUUAUAAUGUAAAAAUAUAUUAUUAAUUUAAAAUAUUGUAUUUAUUUUUGAGUAUAUUAAAAGUACAAUAGAAUUAUUUCAAUUUUUGAAGAUGGAUACACAGAAAGUUCAACAGAAAAUAAACGAAUACGAAUUAUUUGUAGAAGAGAAGUUAAAAAGUGAUUUGAAAGAUAUUGAAACAAUUCUGGAAGAUAAAUCUUCAAAGUAUAAAGAAUGGGAAGAAGUUCAAAAUGUAGUGAAAGUAAUUCGUAAUUUCAAAGAUAAAAAUAGAGACAUGAAUGUGAAAGUUGAUAUUGGAAAAGGACUUUUAGCUCAAGGAGAAAUUACUGACUUUGAAAGAAGCUAUAUAAAUAUUGGAUUAGGUUAUAUGCUUGAAAUGGACUGUGACGAAGCAGAUAAAUAUUCUACCAUUAGAAUGAACUUCCUAAAAAAGGAAAUAUCUCACUUUAGAAAACUAGCUAUUGAUGUUAAGGUGCAUAUUAAGUUGACUCUUCUAGCAAUUAACGAAUUGCAAGCUACCCUAGUUCCAUCAAAACAAAAAAAAUAAAAUACUUUUUGAAUUUUUUUGUAAGUGAGAAUAUUAAGAACAAAUGUGGAUUUUAGGUACAAAUAAUAGAUUGAAAAAGUUAUUAAAUGGUAUUAAACUCUAUAUUUAUUAUUCAGUUUGUUAUAAGACCAAUCACUUUUUUUUAAAUGAAACACUUUUGAAAAUUUCGAAACAAUUUUUAUUUUAAAAUAUUUAAUUUUAAGCUAGUACACAACAUUAUGAACACUUCAACAGAGUUCAUUACUGAUUUACACAUAUAUAUGUUUACAAAACUAUGGUACAAAACUAACUGCCUACGUAGAAAAUUAGACUGUGUGAGCAUAACAAAUAUUUUACAUUUUUCAUUUUCUAAUAACUCACUCUGGUAAUAUAUCUGAAUAUUUACUUAGCCUUAGAAAUGCUAAUAAAGAAAAUCUAUUAAUGAUACUAUUUAUACACAUAUGGAAGUACAGAAUAGAAAACAUACAAUUCUUCCUAAUUUGAGAAUUUAUUUGCAAAUAUAAGUAACUAACUUGUCACAAUUUGAAUAUUUAAGAAAGAAACAGCUGCAUGUAUAAUCUAGUACAGUAUACAGUUGAAGCAGUAAUAUAUUCAAUCUAUCAUAAUUUGUGUUUUAGUAAUUGGAAAAAUUGAGUCAAGAGAUGAAUAUAAUAUUUAUAUAUUACAACAAUUAUUUCCCAAAUCCCCUUUUUAUCCCAAAUUCCUUUAUUUCAUCUAUCAAUUUCUUAGCCAUUUUAUUUGAUUUUUAGAUAGUGUUUCCAGCAUACAUUAGUUUUCUCCUUAUUUGUCUGUCUUCAUUUUUAUAUGUCGAUACUAAUUCAGUUGUUUUUGUCUACUUUUUUGUUAUAAAUUCUUGUUUUCUAAUAUCUUCAUUCUUUAUAUCGAUUCAUGUUAGUUUUCUUGUUAUUCUUCUCAAUUGUUUGACUCCAAUUAUAUGAAUUUUUUUCUUUGCUAUUGCUUUAUAUAUUUUCAUUUUCACAUCCAUAUCUAUAUUUUUGUUGUUAGCUAUUUCUGUUUCUUCUGUCGGUAUUCUUCAAAAAUAUUAUUCAUAUGUCAUUUCUUUAUCACGAUGUUUGCUUUGAUUUUUAUUUAACCUAACUUCACCACAAAAGACUCUAAAUAAUGUUGUUGCAUUCAUUCAACACUUCAUCUCGAAAGAUGUUAAAAAUUUAGUUCAUGCUAACAGUGUGGCAGUGCAAAACACUGACUUAAAAGGUCACUGUAACUCCCGGAAUUUUGCGAAAACAUCGGCUCUAAUGAUUCACAUUCAUCUACAAAUUUUUGAUAGAGAUGGAAUUCGUAAAAAUUUUGUUUACAUUUGUGUAAAAAUUACAACAGAAAGUUCUAUGAUUGUAACUUAUCUAUUCUUCUAAAAUCUUUCGAUGGAUAUACAUUUGGUUUUAAUAGAUUUUCUCAGUACUUUACUAUGUUACUAUAAAUUUUUUAAAGUUGAAGCACAUUUACAUGUUAUAAAAUUUUAUAUUUCAAAUUAUUCUGUUACUAUAUCGAAAUUUCUAGUUAAUAUCAAAUUAAAACUAAUAUUAAUAGUAAAAUUUACACUACUACGGGACAAUGAGGAAAAAAUAAGAAAAUUUUGUUUCCUGUAUAUGUUUUCAAAUCGUGUCAGAAGAAGCUGAUGAUAUUUCUAAAACUGACGGUAAAAUUUAACUUUCAAAUAUUAUAUUCCACUCUACAAACUAUUUUUUUUAUUAAAAAGAAAAAAUAUUGUAGAAUUGUAUCCUGAAUGAAAAUGUAAAUCUAAAUGAGAAAUUAAAUUUUUUUAU
This is a messenger RNA of Diorhabda sublineata, 2366 nucleotides long. RefSeq lists its product as uncharacterized. Bases 127 to 582 code for a protein of 151 amino acids. The record is from RefSeq and is a predicted model, not a curated record. Lineage: Eukaryota; Metazoa; Arthropoda; Insecta; Coleoptera; Chrysomelidae. The transcript has a single exon.